AUGUUCUCGAUAACAGUUUUAAUAAGUUCAAUAACAAUUUAUUUUGGUCUAUUCAUAUUUAUUUGUGGUAUGAUAGGAAAUUUAAUUAAUAUUCGUCUUUUUUGGCGUGCUCGGCAUAAUCCAUGUGCAUUUAUAUUUUUGUUUGUAUCAUUCAUUAAUUGUAUUGUUUUAUUUUAUGGUUUAUUUAUAAGAAUAUUAAUUAUUGGUUUUCAACUUGAUUGGUCAACAACAAAUCGUUUUUGGUGUAAAACUCGUGCUGCACUAACUCCUGCAAGUUUUCUUAUUUCAUUAACAUGUAUUUGUUUAGCAAGUAUUGAUCGAUUUUUUGUUAGUUGUCGUCAAGAAAAAUAUAGAAAAUUGAGUCGAUUAUCAUUAGCAAAAUGGGCAGUUAUUCUAAUAUGUAUUUUUUGGUUGCUUCAUUUUGUUCCUUAUUUAAUAUACACUGAAUUAUUACGAAGUCCAAUUACAGAUUUAAUGACUUGUACACUUAUUCGAAAUGAAGCUUUUACUAAUUAUUUAAUAUAUUUUGCAUAUCCUGUUUAUUAUGGUUUAUUACCGAGUACAACUCUAAUGAUAACUGGUAUAAUGACAUAUAGAAAUAUAAAUAAAUUACAAAUUGUUCGUCAACGACAAUCAAUUCAAAAACAAUUGACAUCAAUGAUGCUUAUACUAAUUCCAAUUAUACUUUUUUCAACAUUGCCAUAUGUCAUAGUUACAGAAUACACAGUAUUGACUGUAACAAUGGCAAAAUCUUCUAAUCGAAGAGCUGUUGAACUUUUGAUUACAAAUAUUGUUACAACUACAUGUUAUAUAACAUUUGCAUGUCCAUUUUGUGCUUUUUUCGUUUCAUCAAGAUCAUUUAGAAACGAAGCAAAAAUGUUAUUUUUAUGUCGAAAAACAACUUUGACGAGAACCAAUCAAAUUCAACCAUAUUCAACAAGUAAUAGUAGAAAUAUACAAUCUAUAUCAAUGAAUACUUAUCGAAUUCCACUUAAUUCUACAACUAUUAUGAAAAAUAUGAGACCUUCGAUAAUUCAUGAAGAAUGA
Rotaria sp. Silwood2 is the source of this 1047-nucleotide messenger RNA. The record is from the annotation of a GenBank genome assembly. NCBI's taxonomy places the organism in Eukaryota, Metazoa, Rotifera, Eurotatoria, Philodinida, Philodinidae.